Messenger RNA from Drosophila miranda, 1856 nucleotides. RefSeq names its product myb-like protein Q. The transcript has 3 exons. The record is from RefSeq and is a predicted model, not a curated record. The coding region runs from base 695 to 1762 and encodes 355 amino acids. Lineage: Eukaryota; Metazoa; Arthropoda; Insecta; Diptera; Drosophilidae.
UAUAUAUUUUAUUCGAAAUGUGCGGCUUGCCAGGCAAUUAGUGGAUGAAUUUGAGGGCGCUUAUGGUUUUUGAAGCCAACAAGUGCAAAUGGCGAUGGAGAAUCAUCAAAGUGCAAUGAAAUAUUCGAAAUAUUUGCGGCACCGGCCUCUACACACUCGUGUUCCAUGAUAGAUGCCUCAGAGCAGAGAACUAUCUCCCUUAAAUAUUUGGCAGCACAGAAAAAGUCGCCCAAAGUGAGACAUCGCUUCUUCUGCGCAAAAUGCAAUGGAUUGGAUUGAUAUUUCUUCGAUCCGCAGAAGUCUCACUUUAAGACUUCUGUGGGCAUGUGUAUGCCGGCAUUUUUCGUUCACCAAUACACAAAAAGAUUAACCAGUGCUGCCAAUAGUUCAUCCACUGAUACACACACGCACACACAGCACUCAAGCCUCCACGACCUCUGACUGGGCAGCACUGUCGUGGUAGGCGUCUGUGUCGGGCAGUAAUUCCGAGAAACUUCAGCGUGUAUUAGUAGACCACUCCGCAUAAAUAAAAUAAAUUUCCCAUAAAUCAAUUUUUUUUGUGCAACCGAUCGCCAUAAACAAACGAAAAGACGACUGGGAGCCGAUUACUUCCAUUUCGCUCGAAGCAGUGAAGGUUCUCGUUCAGCGGUGUUUCUUUCCAAUAAACAUUUUCAUUUCUUUCUCGCACAAAAAGAUGUCGGAGAAUAGCUUCAACUCAAAGUAUUUGGACGAUGACGAUGAGGACGAUGCGAUUGCUGCCUCUGAGGGCAAAGUUUCGAGCCAGGUGGCCAAGCGCAUCUGGCAGCCAACCAUCGAUGAUACUACCCCUGGGGUCUGGGAGCCGCCCGAGAAGCCCCUGCCCCACGUGGAGGAGGAUGCUCCGAUGAGUGCCGAGGCCCUGGCGGAGGCUCUAGCGGUGAGCGAGACCGCCUCGGACUUUAUACACGAAGUGGAGCGCUCUCUCUACGGCGACAACAGCAAGGAGAACGGCUCCGCCCAGUACUUCAAGGCGGCCGAGAAUUAUUCGCUGUUUGGCGCCAACUACAUGGGCUUGGAGGAGGACAAGAACAAAAAACCGCCGCCGGGCUUCGACCAAAGCUCCAGUCAGAUUGCGGCUGGAUCGGCCGGAGUAUCCGGCCAAAGCUACUCGGGGGGACCCUCUUCAUCCGGAAUGGGCGGCAUGGCAAUGUCCCAGCAGCCGCAGCACAAGGCCGCGAAUCAGCCAGGACCUGCAGCGCUGCUUCCACAGCAGCAGCAGCAUCCGCGUCAUCCUUCGCCAGCGACAGUGCCCAGGGUCAUAGCCGAGGCAGCAGCUCUGGCUGGAGCUGGGGCUGGCAUCGACAUUGGCCUGCACGCCCAUGGACAUCUGCCCAGUGCCACGGAAAUGACCAUCGGACACAUUUACCAGGAGCUCAUGGGCAUGAAUUUCAAUCAGGCCAAUAUACAGCAGCAGCAGCAGCAACACCACCACCAGCAGCAGCAGCAGCACCACCAGCAGCAGCAGCAGCAGCACCACCACCAGCAGCAGCAGCAGGCGGCUCUGAAGCAGCAGCAGCAGGCGGCUCUGAAGCAGCAGGCGACUCUCCUCUCCUACGGCCAAAAGGCCGUAACAGCAACUGGCAUAGUCCCUGACCCACGCGACGUAUGUUCUCAAAGCGGUGUUUCUUGCGUAUCGUGCCCGUUUGCGUCGCCAGGUCCACUUCUGGGACAACUAGAGUACGGCCAGGACAUUACACUCCACACCCACAGAUUAGAUGACUAGUUUUAAAAUAUUUUGUUUGUUUGUUUUGUCGAGUUUGUUGUCGUCUCCUCUGGGCUGAUGACCGACAGCAUAGCAAGGCGUACUCUUAAACAGU